UUCCUCCCGGAAGCGGGCCUUGGCGGAUGUCUCCGGCGCGUCCGUGCAGGGGGCUGAGGGCCGCGGUGGCUGCCAGCGUGGGAUUAAGCGAGGGGCCGGCGGGCUCCGCCCGAAGCGAUCGCCUCCUUCGCCCGCCGAGUCCUGUUCCGGCGGCGCCGGGGGCCCGGCUGUUGCGGCUCCCGGGAAGCGGGGCCGUGCGGGCCGCAAAGCCGGAGCGCGCCGGCUGGACCGAGGCGCUGCGGGCCGCCGUGGCCGAGCUGCGCGCUGGCGCCGUGGUGGCUGUCCCCACCGAUACGUUGUACGGCCUGGCCUGCUCGGCGAGCUGCUCGGCGGCACUGGGCGCUGUGUACCGCCUCAAGGGCCGCAGCGAGGCCAAGCCGCUGGCCGUAUGCCUGGGCCGCGUGGCCGACGUCUACAGGUACUGCCACGUGAAAGUCCCUGAGGGACUCCUGAAAGACCUGUUACCAGGACCAGUUACACUGGUGAUGGAACGCUCAGAGGAGCUCAACAAGGACCUGAACCCCUUCACUCCCCUUGUGGGCAUCCGGAUUCCUGAUCAUGCCUUCAUACAGGACUUGACUCAGGUAUUUGGGGGACCUCUUGCUCUCACCAGUGCCAACCUCAGCUCCCAGGCCAGUUCUCUGAAUGUGGAGGAGUUCCAGGACCUCUGGCCUCAGUUGUCCCUGGUCAUCGAUGGCGGACCAAUUGGCGAUGGCCAGAGCCCUGAGUGUCGACUAGGCUCCACUGUGGUCGACUUAUCUGUGCCUGGAAAGUUCAGGAUCAUUCGUCCAGGAUGUGCCCUAGAAAGUACUACAGCCAUCCUCCAACAGAAGUAUGGGCUGCUUCCCUCACAUGGAUCCUGUGUGUGAAGUUCUAAAGGAGGGAGAGCCCAAGGAUUGGUGCUGGACACUGUGUGUCUGUUCCUGGUGGUUGGCAAGGCCUCAGUUGCAGAGGCAUUGGGGCUACAGCAUCACUUGUCUCUUUGCUGAACACUGCUGACCAGGCCCCCGAAGCUGCUAGCUGAACUGUACCUCUGUUGGGGGGUGGAAGACACGUGAGAGGUAUUUUCUUUCUACAAUUUCACGGGUCACUCGAAAGCUGAAUAGAGACUUUAAGAAUAUUCCUAGGAUAGCUUUAUUCUGGAAAGUUUCUUCUUUUUUUUUUUAAGAUAUUAUUUAUGCUUACAGACUGGGGUAUAGGCCAGAGAUGUAGUAGGUGAGA
Molecule: messenger RNA, 1221 nt
Organism: Condylura cristata (star-nosed mole)
Lineage: Eukaryota; Metazoa; Chordata; Mammalia; Eulipotyphla; Talpidae
Gene: YRDC
Product: yrdC N(6)-threonylcarbamoyltransferase domain containing
Exons: 5
Coding region: 27-869 (280 amino acids)
Biological process (GO): regulation of translational fidelity
Cellular component (GO): cytoplasm
Molecular function (GO): double-stranded RNA binding; nucleotidyltransferase activity; tRNA binding
Source: RefSeq, a predicted model, not a curated record